AUGACGCGAGAUACGAUCGUUUUAAAGGCCACUGAUUCUUGUAUAAAACCCUCCUUGAGAACUCGAACGGGCUGUUUAACGUGCAGGCGGCGGAAAAAGAGAUGCGACGAGCGCCGCCCAUCCUGCACUGGCUGCCAACGUAACCGCCUUGAAUGCCAGUGGGAGUCUGCUGGCUCGCUCAUAUGGCCCAAACGCCGGCGAGCAAGGGGGACUGGCGCCGAGAAACUACUACCUGACCAGGCACAAAGAAUGGUGAACGUGUUCUCAGUCCUAACUCCCGACAUAGUCUCCCGCUUGCUCCGUCACUUCCUCAACGCUAGCCCAAGAUGGUUAUCAACUAGAACUGGACCUCGACGGACUGACUACAUGAAAUGGCUCUCUCCUGCUCUAUCAAAGAGCCAUGUUGUGCGCAGUUGCGUCCUGGCAAUAGCUGCGGCGGAUUUACUCAAAUACUAUGGUAACCACCCACAACUACAGCAUGCCGCAUUUGAAUACUACGGACAAGCUGUCUCGAGCCUUAGAAGAGCAAUUGAAAGCGAAUUGUCAUUUGAUUCGUCGUCUGACGCUUUUUCUUCUGACUACACCCCGCUAUCCGUCCUUUUGCUAUGUCUACAUGAGACUCAGAAUUUUACCAGCCGCGAGAGAAUCCUUCCACAUCUCAAUGCAGCGGCUUUUCUCCUGCAGAAUCGCAUUCGCUGCGACAGCAUAGACACCGACUUGAGAGGAUAUCUAUUCGAAAUGUUUUGCUAUUUUUUCGCCUUAGCACGUUUCUCCCUUGGCUCUGAGCUCUUGAUCGCACAAGCAGAUCGCAUCUUUGCCUCCCCGUCAAUCAUCCAACAUAUUCAGCACGGCCAUAUCAUGGGAAUCUCCCAGUCUUUAUUCAUCGCCAUAUACCGCAUAUGCCAUUUUUCUCAUGAUAUGCAAUCUAGCAUAUCUGCCGAUAGAUCUUCCGCACGACAAGGGCUUUUACUGCUUGACCAAGAACUUACAGCCUGUCAAAGCCAGCUCACCAUCGAUCCUAGUAUGGAUCAGGGGCAUCUCAAUGAUGUCAUUACAUCGAACCUGUACAGUUUGGCAUGUCGCAUUCACAUCAAAGCACUUCUUACACACGAAUCUGAUGAAACCGACACGGUUCACUCCCUGAUGGAGGAGUUCAUAAACAACUUACAGCAUCUUCCUCCCCACUCACCAUCGCACAACAUUCUGUGCUGGCCGCUGGUUAUUGCGGGUCUUUCGGCGAAAACUUCUGCAUAUCAACGUAUUAUCGUUGCAAAGCUGAACAAUAUACACGAAGAAUGGAAAUCUGCCGUUUUCUCGAAAAGUGCCGAUUUCCUGCGUGAACUGUGGCGAAGGGAUAGGGUAAUGCGACGCAGACUGGCCAUUGCCAGUGGCUAUGAGUAUUCAUCUACAUUGAAUGGAUGGCAAGAUGCGUUCCAUGAAAGAUUUGGGGAUCACCACGCUCAUCGCCGUCUUUCCGAGCUGGCUAUGACUGGCAGUACCUAUACUAAAUAUAUAAGUGGUUGGGCUUGCAGCAUAGUGGUAUUCCAGCCAAUGAGAUCAGAUAGCGGCAUAUCCAAUAUUGUUCUGCAACAAUCCGAUUUAUUAUGCCUCUCCGCUCAUGCGACAAUGAGAGAUGCUGAUGUACAAUUGGAGAGCAAACGCUCUGCCUCAUUGAGUCUCCAUGUCAUAUGGCUGGGAGCGGCUUACCACGGUCACAAUUCCCGGCAUUGUUCGGUUCUUCACAUGACGGCAUGUUGCAGUGAUAAUAUGAGGGUGACCACUCGGUGUGAUAUAUAUAUUGAUGUGAACAAAGAACUUGCCAUUAUUUCAAUGACAAGUAAGCAAUACCCUUUUGCAAGGGAUAAGUACGUACUACUAGGCUACCUGGUUCCUGUAGGAUAUUGCUGA
Aspergillus niger is the source of this 1908-nucleotide messenger RNA. RefSeq lists its product as uncharacterized. Gene Ontology annotation, biological process: positive regulation of transcription by RNA polymerase II. Gene Ontology annotation, cellular component: nucleus. Gene Ontology annotation, molecular function: zinc ion binding; DNA-binding transcription factor activity, RNA polymerase II-specific; transcription cis-regulatory region binding. NCBI's taxonomy places the organism in Eukaryota, Fungi, Ascomycota, Eurotiomycetes, Eurotiales, Aspergillaceae. The record is from RefSeq and is a predicted model, not a curated record. The coding region runs from base 1 to 1908 and encodes 635 amino acids. The transcript is spliced from 7 exons.